GCACACGAACGCUAGCUCGUGUAUCAAAGUCUGCUCUUCAGCCAGCUCCUAACGUGCUACUACCACAGAUUGUCAACUCGGGACCGGCAAUGGCGCUAGCGACGCGUCAAUGGAUGCUGGUCAUCAUCCACGCCCUCGCCGUGAUGGCGAUCCCGGCGGGUGCCGCCGCCGACGACGUGGACGUCACGGGUGGCUACUUUGUAAACGACUGCCACCAGCACUCACGGUGGCUGUCCACCGCCAACGGCACCGCCUUCCGCGGCAGCCUCCUGCCGCUCCUCGACGCCCUCCCCUCCGCCGCCGCGCCGACGGGCUUCGCCUCCCUCCGCUCCGUCAUCGGCCGCGCGUCCGCACGCGGCCUCUGCUUCGGCGAGGCCUCGCCGCCGCACGACUGCCGUGAGUGCCUCUCCAUCCUCGCCGGUCGGAUCGACUACCUUUGCAAGGGCAGCCGGCGCGCCGGGUUCUGGAAUGCCGGCUGCUUCCUCGCCUACGCCGACACCACCGACGCCAACGCCUCCUCCACGGAGGAGGAGGAGGACUUCUUCUCGUCGUCCGUCGACAACGACGGCAGCGGCGUCCUCAACUACUACCCGGACUUCUACAACGCGCAGAGCCUCGUCGACCUGGCGCAGUCCCUGGCGCCGCGCGCCGCAAACAGCACCUCGGGCAGGAUGGUGGCCGCGGCGAGCGCGACGGCCGAGGCGAACAGCACCGUGAGCGCGCUGGCGCAGUGCACGGGGGACGUCACGGCGGCGGACUGCGCGCGAUGCCUUGAGAGAUCGGUGCCGGAGGUGGCGCGGUGCCUCCUGUCGACGUACAAGCACGGCGGCGUUCAGGCGGCAGGCGUGGUGCACGUGUUCCGCUAUAACUGCUACCUCCGGCUCGAGAUAUCCGCUCCGAUGGGGAGAUGGGCAAGGCUUGGGAGGAAGAUGAGAGAUCAUGUUGCCGUUGUGGUGGUGGUCGCCGUCGCAGUCGUCCUCGUGAUCAUCGGGGCAGCUUUUCUCGUAUGGAAGCGAGUUCGUGCCGGAAAAACUCGAGCUGCCAUGCCCGACGUCUCGACAGCAAGCUAGGGAUGCAAGCUAAGGGAUAGGUCUCCGAUUGAUCUGAUGUGGUCAGCGGCGUCCAGUCAACACUAUGCUUUCUCUAACGCGCUUGCUUGCUUGCAUUCGUUAGUGCCCUUAGCUUCCUCACAAGUGGGCAUGCUUAAUUAAGGCUCAGCUUGUCAGGCUGGCUAACGAAGAACUGUUGCAGUGGAAAAUUGUUAGCUCAAUACAAGGUAGCACUGUAGCAGUGCGUUGCGUGCGCGUCAGAAUGAGGAGUAACGUGUGGCGUGUGUAGUGUGUGAGUGGCUCUGCCACAUGUAACAAACAAUCUAUAAAACCUCUUUUCUCCUUAAUUAAAAAGAUGAGCUACCAUCGGUCGUCUGUCCUUGAAAAA
Molecule: messenger RNA, 1437 nt
Organism: Lolium perenne
Lineage: Eukaryota; Viridiplantae; Streptophyta; Magnoliopsida; Poales; Poaceae
Product: antimicrobial ginkbilobin-2-like protein
Source: RefSeq, a predicted model, not a curated record